UACCUUUCUCUUUCCAGAAUUUAUGUGGUUUCUCUCUCUCAUCUUUUGACAUUCGCAUAUCUUGUGUUGUGCAGCAGAUGAAUCGUCAUUGAUUGUGCGUGAUGGUUGACAGCGUAGUGUUGCGUGUUUGUGAAAUAAAAAUUGAUUGGAAUCACAACGAAGAGGGAACAUGCCACAGGAUGCUGCGCAAAGCCAAAUGGGUAAACCCCCUAAAAGCAAGAGAAUAACAAUUCCACGGGUCCAGAGCAACACAGAUAAUGAAAACCACCCAGCUCUUUUUCCUAGCUGGCGCUCAGAUCUUGACUCUGAAGUGCCUGUACCACCCACAUUUAGAUCAAGACUGCAUGAUCUGUUCAACCAGAUAGAGAAAGAAUUUGAAGCACUUUACACAGAGAAUUUAAAUUUGCAAGAAAAGAUUGACAGCCUAAAUGAACGACUAGAGAGGGAAUCCUGUAUUGGUGACAAGCAGAGCUGUGAUUUUCCUGAUUUUGACAAUGCAUAUUCAAAAAGUCUUUCGAAACAGAAAUCGGUGACUGGUUCAUCACAGAAACUGAAAACAGCUCACAAACUGAAAGCACAGACAAGCAAGAUUGUAUCUAGUUUCAAAGGUCCAACUGUCAGUUGUUCCUUAGUCCGUGAAUUCUCGGGCCAUAAGGAUGGUAUCUGGGAUGUGGCAACAGCACGCCCUGGUCAGCCACUCAUUGGCACAGCUUCUGCAGAUCAUACAGCAUGCAUUUGGAGUGUGGAAACAGGUCGUUGCUUGCUGCAGUAUCAAGGUCACCAGGGUUCUGUGAACUCUAUACGUUUCCAUCCGAAUAAAGAUGUUGUCCUGACAGCGAGUGGAGAUUGUACAGCUCAUGUGUGGCAGGCAGCAGUCACCUGGGAUCAACCAGUGAAAGGUCAGUCAUCUGAUGAAGAUCCAGACUCAUGUGAGAAGGAUGAUUUUGGUUGUGAAGACACCAGCAGUGGAGCACCUUGCCUCCGUACACCCGUUUGUGAAUUGACAGGACAUGCUGGAGUGGUUGUUGCUGCUGAUUGGUUACCUGGUGGUGAACAGGUGAUAACUGCUUCAUGGGACCGCACCGCCAACUUGUAUGAUGUUGAAACGGGUGAAUUGUUGCAGUCUCUUGGAGGUCAUGACCAAGAGUUAACACAUACUUCAUCACAUCACUCCAAUCGUCUUGUUGUCACAUCAUCAAGGGACACAACAUUUCGACUGUGGGAUUUCAGAGAACCAAUUCAUUCAGUCUCUGUUUUUCAAGGACACACAGAGACUGUUACUUCUGCAGUAUUUACACGUGAGGACAAAGUUGUUUCUGGUUCAGAUGACAGGAGUGUAAAAGUAUGGGACUUAAGAAAUAUGCGAUCACCCCUUGCAACUGUACGUGCUGAUUCAGCUGUAAAUCGUUUGGCAGUAUCUGCUGGAGGUGUUGUUGCAAUACCACAUGACAACCGACAAGUACGUUUAUUCGACUUGAAUGGUCAGCGAGUUGCUAGGUUACCACGCACGAGUCACAAGGGACAUAGACGGAUGGUAUGCUCUGUAGCAUGGGCUGAUGAAAACACAAGUGUGCCAUGCAAUUUCUUUUCAUGUGGAUUUGAUCGACUGAUACUUGGCUGGUCUGUCCAGUUGAGCAAAGAUUUGUAGAUUUUGCAGUGGCAAAUUGCUGUGGUCAUUGACCAUUUUAAAGUGUGUAAAAACAGUACACAAUACACAUCGUCAUAUAGAAACUCAUUUUUGAAGGAUAUGUUAAUGUACAUGCUUAUUUCAGAGCAUAUCUGUUUAUCAGUGUCUAAAAUGAAUUCUCAUUUUAUUAUUUGUUGAGUCCCAAUUUGUUGUGUGGGGACUUGUAUAAUAGUCUUGUAAAAACAACUGUUAAGUCAGAUGUAAAUAAGCAUUGAAUGAUAUAGGUGUUGCUGUUUUACAGAUAUUCAUCUAUUCAAUCUUCUGAAAUCCUAUGAGUGCCUUGUUACGUUAUUUUAUGCAGCUCCACGGCAGUUUAUAAUUCACAAAAUUAAUAUUUGCUUAAAACAGUGAGAUGUAAGAGAGUACUGUUAGCCUUAGUAGUUUUACAUCUCGUCUUAAAUGCUUGUUUAUUCUCUUGUGUUUGGCAGUAGAUCUACUAUGUUUCUUGUGCACCAUAUUAAAAAAAAGAGAAAAAUUUUCUGUUA
Molecule: messenger RNA, 2172 nt
Organism: Schistocerca piceifrons (Central American locust)
Lineage: Eukaryota; Metazoa; Arthropoda; Insecta; Orthoptera; Acrididae
Product: WD repeat-containing protein 37-like
Cellular component (GO): preribosome, large subunit precursor
Molecular function (GO): protein binding
Source: RefSeq, a predicted model, not a curated record